Molecule: messenger RNA, 15801 nt
Organism: Anopheles stephensi (Asian malaria mosquito)
Lineage: Eukaryota; Metazoa; Arthropoda; Insecta; Diptera; Culicidae
Gene: pum
Product: maternal protein pumilio
Exons: 14
Coding region: 3034-7200 (1388 amino acids)
Biological process (GO): post-transcriptional regulation of gene expression
Cellular component (GO): nucleus; cytoplasm
Molecular function (GO): mRNA 3'-UTR binding
Source: RefSeq, a predicted model, not a curated record
AGAGAGAAAACCGGGUCUGCUGGUGCUACACACACAAACGCCGACAAGAACAAGACGACGGCGACGACGACGACGGUGAAGCUAAAACGCCAGAACCUCCAAUAUCUUGUCGGAUACAGAAGAACCGGACCGCAUUAGACUCCACUGGGACGGCGUUUUUUACUAUCGGUGAACGUACGUGUGAACGAAGCGAACGCGCGUGUUUUGUGUGUCCAGGCGCCGCGGAACCACAUCCGGCCUAGUAUACCGCGUUCUAGCAUCCAGUGGUGGUGAUUGCCCGGAGUUUGGCCAAUCGCCGGAGGUAGUGCGGCAUUCCGUGAGAUACUAGAAGACGUCCCCAGGGCGGACAAGGAAGUGACAAAUACCGCAUCCUGCAUAAAGCCACCAGUGUGGAUGUUCCAUACAGUGAACCGGAAAGCGUCUGGCUGCAUAGUGCUUGAACCCGUGCAUUUCCAACCCGUGUACAGUUAGUGAUAAAGUGAGCAACAAAAUUAUCCAGUAAAUAGUGCAUUCAUCAACCGAGCAAACCAUCAGCAAUACCAACACCUUCCACAGUACGAAUCAGUGCGUCGAUCAUUGCGUUCUGGAUCUCUUUGCGUCGUGUUUUUCUUGUGGCGUGAAUCAAAAUCAGCAAUUACCGGUUAACUUUUCCACUCCGAAUUCAUCAUCUUCAUCACCACCCGUCUUUGUCUCUAGACGGCCACAUUUUUUCCGUUUCGUUGCUGUAUACGUGUAUGUGUAUGUAUAAAAGUGUAAAAAAAGCUGAAGAAAACCAAGCAGACUUUGACCGUGUGUGAAUCAAAACUUUGUGUAUAAAGAAAAAAGGUGGACGAGAAAAGGAACAUUUUGUGACAAUUACGAAAGUUUUCCGUGUAAAAAUAUUGAACAUUGUGCAGUUGUGUAGUGCGUGUACGUGUGUUUGUGCGUGUAUGUGUACAUAUACUUGAAGGCAAGGAUCAAGAUUUUCCUUCCGAUGGAUGCGUACGUUUAGUACGAAUAGAACUAGAGCGAGCGAGAUAGAAAGAGAUAGAGAAAGAGAUCACACACAAUCAUCAGCAACGUUCGAAGACACAAAAAUAGCGCCCAAUAGCGCCAAUAUUUGCUAGAGAAAAGCGUGCAAAAGUGUCGCGUGCAUUUUUUGCAGACUGCGAAAAAAACAUCAUUUCGCAUGCGGUUCUGGAAAAUCGCUCGCAUAUUAUCGGAGACCAACACCGUAGGAGCAACGCGCUAGGUGAGAAGCGUUUCUCAUCACGGGUGAGAUUUUUGUUGCUCACGGUGCCUCGUGUGGUGAACUGGUUGUUCGCCGGCAGCGCAUACACAGCAUUUCGGCUGGGCUGCUAGCAUUGUUGUUGUCGUUCCAGUGCGUGUGCGUCUGGUUGCGCAAAUAAUUGCAACAAGAACCGGCCACCCGGUACGCUACGGCUACGGGGUCAUCAUCAGUUUGACUCAAGCGGGCUUCACUUUACCCGGCCAGUUCGUCUGUGCGUGUGUGUACAUAGCAAUAGAGAAACGAUAGUUUUUCGGCUGCGAGGCUUUUCUACCCAAUUUUCUACCCCAUUGUUGUACCGUCGUACCGCGUCGUACCACCAGGCUAGAGAUCACUGCAUUUUCGAGUCAAGUGAACCGAAUUCUGGGUUCCCCGAUUCCCGAUCCUAUCAACCCAUUGGAGCAUGCGUCGUUGUGUGGUGCGUGAAUAGAAUCCGUGUGAAGGUGGUGUAGUGAGCAUUAUAUGCUGCGUUCGCGAGUGUAGUGUGAGAAAUAAGGAAGCUGCCAAAAGGCAAACAUCAAAAAGGUGUAUAAUAAAAGUGUAACGUGCGUGUGUGUGUGUAUGUUUGGAAAAGCUGUAGCUGCACAUGUGUGGUUGUGUGUAUGUGCGCGUCGAGAUAAAGUUCAAUUGAAUGAUUGCAAUUGCCCGUGGCCGCGUGUUUGCGAAUUGAUCACCGCAAAGGAAGAAAAUAUAAGCAGAACGGUGUGUUGUGUUAUCAUCAACUCCGUUUGAUCGUGCCAGCCAGUGUUGUGUGUGUUCGUAUCGUGUCGGUGCAAUUUUAUGAAUGGUGUUGCAGCAAGCGUUGUGUGCCGUUGAUAAUUGAAAAAAUCCACUUAAACGAGUGGCGCUCUUCGGGUGUGUGUGGACGACGCGCGCGCGAUCUAGAAAAGUUGCAGUGCGUAUUGCAGUGUGGCUUGUGUAGGUGUGUGCGUACCGCUCGAUCGAUGCAAUUGUUGUCCAACAAGAAGUCUCCUGCAAAGCACGUUGUUUAAAGCACGGCUCGUGUUGUGAAAAAUCGUGAUUCGUUUGUAGUGAAAACCGCAUAACAAAUCGAUUCAGGUCCUGACGGACGAAGCCAACAACAACACAACAACAGGCUUAUUGCAUUCCGAGCGGUGUUGCCAGUGUGCUGGUUUUGAGCAUUGCUGAAACACACAUCAAAGCAGGCGCGUAUCUUCCUCUGUGUGUGCGUGUGUUGCCGCGAUAUUGCACGACGAACGGCGGCGACUGUUAGCCAUCAAUCUAGAAGGCCUAGACACACACGCAUACCAACGCGGGCUCCUGGGGGUUGGUCGGACUCACGGCUCAACAAACAACGGCGCGGGUCCCCAAAAAACCGCAGCGAACGCGCCCCAAGCGCAGUGUGUGUGCGCGCGAGAGAGAGAGAAAGAGCGAGGGAGUUGUUUUCAAACAAAAACCACACAUUUCUCAGCGAGCAUCGAGAUUCGUACGGCGCCCGUGCUGCGGCUCAUCUUUCCCCGUUGCGUUUGUUUUCGGUGUGUGCGUGCGUGAAGCAACUCGCAACCCAACAACGUCUUGGAUCGGCAGCGAAUCCUCUAGUGCGGAACGGUGAACUUUGAAUAUCUGAAGCUCCCCGAACGCAUUACUGUCGAUAGAGAGACAAAGAGAGAGAGAGAGAGAGCGGGCAGUUAGUAGGAGCGACAUACGCAACAGCGCACAGUAAAAGGGCAUCGGCCAAGACGACGACGACAGUCGACGGGACAGCGACAACGGCUACGAUCGUACCGGAAGCGGUUGCCGCCAGUAUGAAGCUGCUGGGUGGUCACGACGAUGGAGGCGGACGAAAUGCGGCCCCGAUCCGUACGCAGGACGAUGCCGCCGUCGGUUACGUGUUUCAGCGGCAUCCGAACGAUACCGAGUUCCACCAGUUCGCACAGAAGCAGUCCCGGUGGGCUUCCGGGGAUGACACCAUUAUCGAUAAUCAAGACAAGUGGAAGUAUAACCCCGCGAUACCGAAUAACGCCCCCGGUGGUCUGCUGCCACCGCCGAUCGUAUCUGGCGUAAAGCAACAGCAGCAGCAAGUAGCCCAACAGCAGCAGCAGCAACAGCAGCAAUCGCUACAACAGCAGCCACCCAUGCAGCUGCCCCAUCAGCCGCACCAGCAUCAGGUGCAGCAGCAAGUUCAGCAGCAGCAGCAACAAGCGCAACAGGCGCAACAGCAGCAACAACAACAGGCACAUCAGCAACUACAGCAGCAGCAACAGCAGCAGCAACAGAUGCAACAUCAGCAGCAUCAACAGCAACAGCAGAUGCCGAUGAUUAACCAUCCAUCCCAAAUGGCUAACCAUCUAAACCAUCAGAACCAUCUGAACCAGACGAUGCUGAAUCAUGCGACGAUGAACAGCGGUGGCCUGCCGACGAUGCAGAUGGCCAUGCAGGGUGGCAUGUACGAUCACAUCCAUCCGCCGAACGUGAAUGUGAAUGGGGUUGGUGUGCCGAAACCACCCGGACCGGAGCAGCAGCUCGUGUAUCUGAGCGGCGGUCAGCAGUACGGGACGGUUCUGGCACCCCAGAGCCAGUACAUUCCGCGGAAUAACUCAGCGAUCAACACGUCAACGGCGAAGAAGCUGUGGGAAAAGGGUGGCACCAAUGAUGUUAAGGUGGCUGCCGCAGCAACUGGUCCAUUGCCACCGUUACAGCUGCACGGUACUACCGACCAUCAGGUAUGGCGCGAUUCCACCUGGUCGUCCCAGGGUGACGCCAUCUUGGCCCCGCGCCGCAUUUUCCAACACGCGCCAGAGACAAAUCCGACGGGUUCGACCGGAAUUUUGAGCCCUCGCGACUCGACGGGAGGAUUGGGCGUAAAGAUGGUGGAGUACGUGCUGGGAGGUUCUCCGACAAACAAGGAAAGUCCACUCGCCAGCUUGGACGCUCGCUUCAAGGGAUUGAAGUUUGAUGAUGGAGACAAGGCAUCCGAUGAUAAGGACAAAGCAAACUCACCGUUUGAAACGAACGGUGUGAAGAAAGAGGAGGUCGUGCCCGGCACAAACGGUGUCGUGAUGGUGAACGGUAUCGACGACGACAAGGGAUUCAAUCACCUUUCGUUCCAAAGCCGUACGCCGGGUUCGCGCCAGCCGUCCCCAGCCGAAGAACAGUUGCCCCGUCCAAACAUGCUUGAUCCGACGGGCGUACAUGGAUCCGGCUUUCCGCAGCAUCCGUCGCUGCACAACAUGCUCGGUUCUGCGGCACCCGGUGGUAACGACGUAACGCAACAGGCGGCCGCCGCAGCUCUUGGCUCCUAUCAUCCGCAGAUGAUUAAUCAGAUGGGCCAGAUGGGACAGCUCGGACAGAUGAACCCGAUGAAUCAGUUGAACCAGCUCAAUCAACUGAACCAGAUGCAGAGCCACGUGAUGAAUGGUGUUGGGGGCAUACCGCAGAUUGCACAGAGCCCGAUGGUGAACCAGCACGGACAGGGUCCGAAUCAAAUCGACUCGCCGGCGAAUCUUUUGCAGCAACCGCAUAACUACGAACUACAGCAACUUUUCCGCUCGAAUCCAGGACUGACGGCAGCGAACUCGGCCGUCCCAGGUGCACCGAACGGUCAGCCACUGCCCCAGUCGGCCCUCUCGCUUUCGGCCGCCCAACAGCAGCAGUUCCUGCAGCACAAUGCGGCGUACGCAGCUCAGCAAGCGCCCCCGUACGUCAUCAACCCGGGACAGGAUCCGUCCCAGUACAUGGGAGCCCUCAUAGCGGCCGGUGUACCGCAGUACUAUGCACCGGCACCGUGGAGCGUGUAUCCGGCCAAUCUGGCCAUUCCGCAGCAGCAGACGCAACCUAGGCGGCCGCUUACCCCUUCGCAACAGGGUGCCGAAAAUCAGCCUUACCAGGUGAUAUCGGCCUAUUACGACCAGAGCGGUUCGCUGGUGAUGGGACCACGCACCGGAACGCCGAUGCGGCUCGUCAGUCCGGCCCCGCCGGUUCUGGUGCCGCCGGGUGCGGCCGGUCCACGGGCACCCCAGGCGCCCCCGAUCUAUCCUCCGCAGCCACAGACCGCCCAGCAGAACGUCUACUCGGCCCAGAACGGAUCCAACGUAGGAGGACUCGGUGCCUUGAACACAUCAUCCCUGACCACGCGUCGGGAUUCGUUUGAUCGCAACACAUCGGCCUUCAGUCCCUCGCUGGACUACACCUCGGGUGCCUCGACCAACACGAUGGCGAUGAAUGCGGCUGCCGUCGCUGCCACUGCUGCCGCCCGCAAGUGGCCUGUCGGUGCCGGCAACUACAGUGGGCUCGGUACGGUAGCGGCGGCUUCGGGUAGCCCGCUAGGGCCGUCACUCACACCACCACCCGUGUCCGGACUCGGUGCCCUUGUGACGAGCCGUGCGCCGGGCGCUGAGACCAAAUUCCGACAGGUAAAUCCUGGCCUGGUGCCCGGUAUCUCGACUGCCAAUGCUGCCAUGUUUGGAUCGAACAAUUGUGCCGCGCAGGCCAUACUGUCGCGGCUGUCGAGUGCCGUGGCACGGCCGACUGUUGCUCCUGCAGCUGCGCCCGCCGUUCCGGGGGCCGCCCCAGGGCUUGACCGUCCGCCGGGUCGAUCCCGCCUGCUAGAAGACUUCCGUAACCAGCGCUACCCGAACCUGCAGCUGCGCGAUCUCACCAAUCACAUUGUGGAGUUCUCGCAGGAUCAGCACGGAUCGCGCUUCAUCCAGCAGAAGCUGGAGCGUGCGAUCAGCGUGGAGAAGCAGCUGGUGUUUAACGAAAUACUGGGCGCCGCGUACAGCCUGAUGACGGACGUGUUUGGCAACUACGUCAUCCAGAAGUUCUUCGAGUUUGGUUCACCGGAGCAAAAGCAGGCACUUGCCCAGCAGGUGAAGGGCCACGUACUACCGCUAGCGCUGCAGAUGUACGGCUGUCGCGUGAUACAGAAGGCACUGGAAAGCAUUCCGGCGGAACAGCAGCAGGAGAUUGUGCGCGAACUGGACGGGCAUGUGCUGAAGUGCGUGAAGGAUCAGAACGGUAAUCACGUGGUGCAGAAGUGCAUCGAGUGCGUCGAUCCGGUCGCGCUACAGUUCAUCAUCGACGCAUUCCGCAACCAGGUGUACUCGCUCAGUACACAUCCGUACGGAUGUCGGGUGAUUCAGCGGAUACUGGAACACUGUACGCCCGAGCAGACGGCACCCAUUCUGGCCGAACUGCACGCCAACACGGAGCAGCUGAUCCAGGAUCAGUACGGCAACUACGUCAUCCAGCACGUGUUGGAGCAUGGAAAGCCGGAAGAUAAGUCUGCACUGAUUUCUAGCGUGCGCGGAAAGGUGCUGACACUCUCGCAGCAUAAGUUCGCCUCGAACGUGGUGGAAAAGUGUGUUACGCAUGCUACACGGGCCGAGCGCGCGCUUCUGAUCGAAGAAGUGUGCUCAUUUAAUGAUGCCGGACUGCACGUCAUGAUGAAGGAUCAGUACGCGAAUUACGUGGUACAGAAGAUGAUUGACGUGUCCGAGCCGACGCAACGGAAGGUGCUGCUGCACAAGAUACGGCCCCACAUGAACUCGCUGAAAAAGUAUACCUACGGGAAGCACAUAAUCGCCAAGUUGGACAAAUUUUCGCUCAAGACCCCCAACGCACUGGCGGGUGGUGGUGCCGGUGGAGCUGGAAACGCGGUUGCUGGCGGUGCCGCCGGUGCAAAUGGUACAGCCGGCGCCGUGGCGGGUAACGGUGCCAAUGGAAGCAAUGGCACCGUCAACGGUACCACCGGCGAGCUCACUGCCAAUGGUCCGACGAACGGAACCGGCGUUAACAGUGUUGCCGGGAACGGCAACAACAACAACGGCACGGGUGUAGUAACACCAACGGCUGGCGCUGCCGGAGCUGGUAGCCCGGCCGGUGGCGGUGUACCGGCAAACAGUGGUGCCGGAAGUAACGGCACCAGCGCUGUUCUACGCCCGAUCGGACCUCCAACCAACGGAGUAAUGUAAUGUAGCGUGAAGGAAAGCAGUAAGGACUACGGUACAAUGUAAAUAGGUAUUUGUUUGCUAUUUUCGAAUAUUUAGCAGUGCAGACAACACACACACACCCUCAGCAAGAGCCUCUUCAGCAUAAUAGGGCCAAUUUUUCGGGCCGCUUUUUUGUAUAAGGCUUAUGGAUAUGCGGUGAACGAUUACAGAAAAGGAAGAGAAAAAGGAAAAUCUCCCUAUGCGAAAUUAUAUUCGCCUGCGAAGGAAGAAAAAGGCUCUCGCGGCUAGCGAUCGAUCGUGAAGCUUCAUAGGCGCUAGGCGCAAUGUUUAUAUUUGUUAACUCUAUAUUUUUUUGUUUGCGUCACCCAUAUACCGAUAGAUUUGUUUCUGUGUGUUUUGUGUACAUUUUUAUCCCCUGUGUACGGUGUGUUCGAUCUCAUUCAAUUCUAUAGCAAAUGAAGCGAAACGAUAACAACAGAGAGAAAUUAAUUCGGCGAUCGAUCGGCCCUAAUGAUCGCCUCUGUGUGAAAGGGAAAUAUUACAAACAGCAUAACAGCGCAUCUACGAAUGGUUUAAGAUUAAUGGCCUUAAUGCCUGUAAUGGUGUGAGUAGGCAACAUUCAUUUUGCACUAUUACGAAAUGAUUUAAACAUAUUUAUGUUAGGAGGAAAAGCAAAUCGUGUGCAAAUGAGUAGUAGUGUGGAGAGAGUCGCUCCUCGUUUCUCGUCACUUACACAUGCGAAUACGGAUCGUGUCGCAUUCGUAACCGACCGAACCACGGUCGGACUUUAAAUGUUUGUCCUUUUUAUAUUAAUGUGAGUUGUGUUUUUUGUGGCUAGCAGGAAAAGUCCUUGAACAUACAAAAGAAAAAACAAUGCGUAAAAUGUAGCGCAAAGUGUAAGCGCGCGAUCGUGGUUUUUUGUAGGGUAAUAAGUGUACACACAAGCGUAAACGUAAUAUUUAUAACAUACACACGCGCACACCCACACACUCGCGAUUUAACUAGUGAUCAAACGGAUGGAGGAUGGUAUGGUAGGAAAGCGUGUGGUGGCCCCAUGUGUACACCAACUACGGAGCUUACUAUUUGUUGUGGUGGUGGUGGUGUAAGUGUUUCGCUAAAAUUAACGAAUAAAAAGCGAUCCAGUCGCGAAGGUCGCAGCCACAAAGAACAGAGCUGCAGCCGGAGACCGGGAUGAGACUAACCGACUCCGUGAUCGUGUUGUGGAACGAGCAGCAGUAGCAGCAGAACCUUUUUUGUCUCCUACAAAGCUAUGAAGAGUUAAGAUCGGUCCGACACAUUUUCCCCCAAAAGUCGGACUAAUGUUUCUGAUACUCACGCACGAGAAUGAAAAAAAAUCCGCUUUCCACUCUGUGUGCGUGUCGGAGAAGGAGCGACCAGAAGGAAAAACCGCGUGGAAAGGAUUUAACAAUUUAAACAGCAGUGUUUAUAGCAGUUUUGAAGUACACACUCGAUUCGUGCGGGAACAGUAAAUAAACAGUAGUUUAAUGUAGCGAUUUAGCGCGAGAGCGAGCCGCAGUGUAUCGUUUUAGUUUUUAAUUAAUUACUAGGAAGAAGCUGGCAUAGGGAUCAUUUUUUCGAAGAAAAUUAAGGGAAAAAACACACACACACAGUCUCUUGCAUACCCCAUAUAGCAGCAGCAGCAGCAGCACAUCCACAUACCGGGGCGUGAAUGGUUUUUUCAAAUUGAAAUCCUGCAAAUGGUCAGAGCAAAGGAAAGCAAACGGAAGGAAUUCUGUGCUGGCUAAUCUCUUGAUGGGGCUAUAUAUGGUGUGGAUGUUGUUCUAUAGGACUGCGUUUUAGUGUAUUGGCACCUGGAUUGGCGUGUGUUAGAAUUAAUGUUAAUAAUCCAGUUUUUAUGUAAGAAUCAGCAGCAGCAGCAACAGCAUCAUAGCAGAAGGACGCAGCGAGCGAACCGUUUACUGCCAACCCCUGCGUUUGCGGCAUCCCCGGCGUAGUAUUUAUACGGAUGCGUUUUUCCUGGUGAGGUGAGGAUGUUUGGUUUAGUCCAUGUCCAAGUAGGGGUUUAUAUACAAUAUUUAGUAGCGCUUCGAGGAUAGCGAUGAUAGGCAGCACCUCAAUUUCAUUUACGAGCUCCUUCAUCCGUUUUCUCAACUCAUCAUACCACACUGUAGUUGCUGUCGUUAGACAGCUCUUGUCAAAUCCUAAACCUACUUGAAAUGUAUCAAUUAACGCAACAAACGUAGGCUCGUAAGCUGCUAAUAAUUUAAUCUUUCUUUUCUUAAGACACACACACAAUAGAACAUUCGAUCGAUCCAUAGAUUUGAGCAUGAGCAAACCAGCUGCAACAUACGCGUAUAUAUAUAACAUAUAAUUGAAUAUGUAAAUGUUGCAAUCGUAUGUAUCGUUCGGAACCGGAAGCAGAAGACGGGUUCACAUUAAUAACCGUCAGUAGAUCAAUGCUUCACCCGUGGUUAGUGUUAUGUGUGUGUGUGUUUUCCGAUCGUGGUUUCUCCUUAUGGGGUUUUAUUAGGAGGCAUCAACACACACGCACGCACACUACGAAUGAACUUUUGAUCGUAAACCCACUACUACUACUGCGUACUACUUUUCAUGAUUCAUCAACAGCGCGUAGUCCUAGUUCUCUUCGUUUGUAGUGGUACACAAUUAACGACUAACGAAUAACACGUAAAAUCGAAACUCUCAUGAUGCAGCUCAUCUGCAUUCUGUUCGCAUAGACUAGACUAUAGAUGGCCGUGGGGUUUAAAGGAAACCGGAUUUUUGCAAGACUGGAGUUUGAAAAUUUUAACCGAAUUUGAACGAUAAAGUGAAGCGAUGAAGGAAUAGUUUUCUUUAUAAAAUGCUGAACCGAUUGCAAAUGCAUCGAUAGCCGAACGAGUUUAGUUGGCACUCGAAACUACCCUCAUUUAUGUGCACGAAAUGUAACCCCAGUUUAGAUACAUAACAGAGCACGUUCAGGGGCAAAAUGUAAAUGUGUGUCUCCCAACGGACACCGUUUUUUUAAUGGAAACGCUUUAAUUUAAUUUUCAUCAACCACUGCUGUCGUAUAAAGUUAGAAAAUUAUGCAUUUGUUUGGUCGACAAAAUCAAUCCCAUAUGGUUAAUAGCAGAAUUUUAGGGUCAUUUUUAGGCCUGCCUGACUUAGCGGGGGGGUUUUCAUCCUCUGCGGUGGGGUUUAAAUGUGUGCGUAGUGUUAUGUAAAAUCUCUAAUUAAACAUUUAAUGAGCACAGCAGUAGAAGCGACCGUGCUCCGUACUCGCGCCAGACAGGUUUUUUUUUGGGUGUUUUGCUUUAUAAAUGCAAACCUAUAAAUACCUAUACAUACGCAUAAACACACACACAUAUAUAUAUUAAUAUUUGUACUAUGUUUAAUGAAUUAUGACAGGAUUGCAAACAAUACUGCGUGUGGCGUGGGCUUAUAGCAAUUGUGUCUCUCACGAUCAUCAUAUAAAUAUCGAUAUAAAUACUAAUAAUAUAAAUAUUCCUCAUAAUGGAUAGAGACUUUCUUAGUGAACAAUUUUUCUAGACUUUAAUAUAAAAGCAAAAACCCGUGUUUGUGAGAAGAAGAAGGAAAAAAAUGAAACAAAAAUAAAACACAGUAAACAGUAAAAUGGGGGAAGUUAAAAUGUUACGAAACCAUUAAAUAUGAAUAGAAAGAUGGAAAGAGAAUAAUCCCAUUUCUAAAGAGAGAAAAAAAAUGGAAUACGAAAUAUGUGAGCUACAGAAGGUGGAAAAUGAAAGGAAAUUGCUACAGCUACGAUAUCGAACAACCUAAUUAGAGCGGGAGGUUAGGAAUGAAAACUUCCGACACGGUUUUUCUUUUUAUUUUGCCCCUCUCCCAUUAUUAUACAUAAUUAGAGACAGCAGCUUCUAAGUUGUGUGUAUGUGCAAACUGUGUUUUAGUGAGACGCAACCGUAAAAGUGGAACAAAAUCAUCCGGCAAUUCAGCAAAAACAAAAGCCAGUUGUGUAUAGCGCUGUACAAAAUUUACAUAGUUAUUUUAUACUACUUAUAAAACCACCCCCGUUUCGAUACACACCAAGGGACACUACACAUUCUCGAUAGCGGCGAAUAGACAGAACGGACAGAGUCAAAUUUAAAUCUCUUCUUAUCUCAUCAUCAAGGCAAACAUUAUCAAACCCGUUAUCCAACAAAAAAAAAAACCCAAUAGACGAAAACUGAUCUCUCUCAUGCAAGUAACGGGGUGCGAGCAGCGGUAGCACCUCGAAGAAAAAUUUUAAACCAGAAUUUACCCAGAACAGUUGACGCUGAGACACCUACGGGCGGUGUGGUUUAACACAGAAAAACAAAAAACGCAUUUUUGAAUAGUGUUUGAUUGUACAUUAGAGUUCUUAGAUACAAAUGAACAAACAAAAAACAACAACCAAGCUGUAGAAAAUCCUUCGUAUAAAUAUUAUACUACUUAUAAUAAUAAUGUGUAUGCAAACAUAGGAGCCGUUGGAACGUGGAGUGGAAGCAAAAUAGAAAGAUUAUUUUUUAUGUGUGUGAGGGCCGGUCACCGAUGCGCCCUCGCGCGUUUGUGUGUGAGUGAGUGACUUAAUGCAAAGUGUCCUGUGUGUGUGUGCUACUUGAAAAUAGUGAAACAGCAGCAGCAUUAAAUGCAGUGCCCCGGAAAAUAAGGGACAGCAAAAAAAAGACCUCACAAAACUGAUAAAGUGUAUGCUAGUGUGUGUGUGUGUGCGUGCGCUUGUAUGUAUAAUAAUCUGUACAAACCACCAAGAAGAAAAAAAAACACGCAACGACUGCAGAAAAUAGUGAAGAAAAUCGAAACACCAUAAUACAUCAAUCACACCACAGUAACAGCAGAAGCAGCUACUAAACAGCGCUUAAAAAGCGAUCAGGGCGAAACAUAGUGGUCAAUGUAAAUACAUCAAUAUUACAUCCGUGCAUCCAGUGAAAGACAUGCCACGAUGAUGCACAUCAGAAACACUCGAAUCCUCACAAUAGCUAAAAUGGGAUAUGGAAGCUAAGCUCCUUAAAGAGCGAUGAAUAUGUGUAGAAGAAGAAAAACGAACACCACCUUUAAACAUCCUCCUUGAAAAUGAUGAUCACCUUUAAACACAUUCGCUCGCGUACGCACACACGCACGCACGCACACGCACGAACUGAAGUUGUAAUCACGUGUAAAAUUAUGCUGUAAAAUAGCGGAAAAAAGGGACUGACAAGUGUGUGUAUGUGUACAUUAACAGCACCGGAGCACCGCGGGAUGGGAGCUUGUUUGAUCGCGAUCACGACCAGGUAGCGUACACGGUCUCAGGUUAGAUUUGUUUUCUCUAUAAUGAGGUGAGGGUGACACAGGAUAUGACGAGAAGGGGAUUGGCACGGUACAAGCUCACUGCCAUCCUGUUGCUUAUCGUGGCCGCGAGCUUAACGCGUUGGUGGAAGGUGGAAGGUAGAAAUGGCUGAAGAACUAUAGCGAUGCAAAAGCGGAUAGGUGAGAAGGGAAAAUGGAAUAGAGAGGGGGCGGGGGAGGGGGGGCAACAGGAAUAGAGGGACCUUGUAAAAAGAAGAAGAAAACGAAAGGAUGUAUUUUUUUUUUGGUUAAAAAAUGCAAACAAAUAGCAAGAUCGAAUUUAAGAUCAAAUGUGCAGGAAGGAUGUGAGAUCUCCCUCAAAACAGCGUGAUCUUAGUGAUCGUUCUUUUUUUCUUUGGACGCAAAAAUCGCAAUCUCACACGACGCUGGUGGACGACACAUUGUUCCGGAUUGUUUUAUAGUUGUAAAUUUCAUGGCGGACACUUGUGUAUAGAUGCUAGAGAGAGAGAGAAAGAAGGAACCAGCAACAAAAUCUAACUCGGGAUAAGCCUGUUUUUUUCGGGAACACUUCGGAUAUACUUUGGAUGGACAGCAUACGAAACUAAAUCGUUUCAUCUGGACUAGAAAAUUCUGCGACAACAACGACACAAAUGAGGCAUACAGCUACGCUCCGAUAGGUACGCAUGAACGGAUAAAGUAAAUUCAAAUUAUCAGCUUCCAAACCAGAUCCCCGAUCCCAAAUUAUAUGAUCCUCGGAAAAACAAACGUGUGAUAUGUACAGUGCUACUAAUGUAACAUAACAUUGAGGAAAACUCUCAAGAAAACAAACAAAUAACAAACGAGGAACAGCAAGAAACGUUAUCAUUUGAUCUUCAAGUCCAGCUUCUCAGCGCUCUCUCUCUGUCUAAUCUUAGCCUCCAGCUUCCUUAUCAGGGAUAAUUAAUUUUCCUUUUUGCAAUAGAAAAUUCGUGUACUGUCGUGUGUGUGUUUAUGUAUGCCCAUUGGGGUGUGUCGUUGUGCUCUCGCUCUAUGUGUGUGUUUGUGUAAAGAAAGUCGCACCCUAACAUGUGACAAAAUUGUGUAUAAAUUGUUUUUAACUGUACAAACAAACAAAACGCGGGGGGAAAGCGAAUACACACGCACACACACAUGCUACAAAGGCAAGAAAAAUGAGUUUGAAGAUCACGGGAGCUCUCGAGGACAGAAGUCCGUCUCCGUUUAACUGUCACAACCGUACCGAACCGAAGCUGAUCAAUCCCGCGACCAUCCGACAAGCUAAACUCUAUUCUGUAAAUUAACGAACGAACGAACGAGGAACAAAAAGUUUGUAUGAAAUUACCCCAGCAACAAUUGAACUGUGAUUUUUUUGCUAUACUGUACACCAACACAUGCUUACAUGGUGUUUCCCCCGUUUUCCCCUUUGCCUUUCUGACCUCUCCGGCCCUGCUAAAACCUUUUUCCACCUUCGAAAUCCUUCCACAAGCAACACAUCAUCACGCUGGAUGUUGGAUUUUGAGCAUUUGGGCCAAGCAAGGAGCGUAUUCGGGGGGAAGUUUUAAAAGUGUGUAACAUGUGUGUAACAACCUUGUGUAAAAUUUGCUGCUCUAGCUCUCUCCCUCCGCCAGGGGCAAGGAAUGCUAGCGCUAUCUUGUAAAGUGUACAUUUUCAGCAUAAAUUUAAAUUAUUUUCCUUUAUCCUUACGAUCCUUGCCCACAGGGACCUUGCUUGAGUUUGCUGAACCCCGAAUAUUUCGAGACGGGAGUCAACUUUCAAGUCCACCUUUUUGACAGCAAAACUUUACUUUUUCUUCUUUUCAUUGUACGUUUCGAUCGAAGUUUGUUGCAAAAAAAAACGAAACUCUUUGUACAUUAAACUUUCUACUCAGUGCAAACGAACAAAAAAAAAAAACGAUAAUAGAAACCGUAAAACAUUCGUCAAACGGGCGUGUCUCGUACAUCUCAAAUGUUCCGAUCAGAACGCGGAAUAUCCCCAAAUCAGCAAGUGUACUUCUCAUAGAGCUAGAGCACGAAGAGGCAAAAGAAUGGCAUGGAAAGCGAGCGGGAGAGAGAGAAAGAGAAGAGACAACCAACAAGAAACAAAGAGGCAAGUAAAACUAGCUAAAAAUUUAAAAACAAAGUUUGAUAAAAAUUGCAACCAACAAUGAACAAAGCAAAAGCGGGAAACCAGCACAUAAGCACAAGAAGUGAAACGAAAAGGAAGCGUACGGAAGAAUGGGGGAAAAGUUGUAGAAAAAACAAAUUUAGCUUGAGUAAAACCCCAAAAACUAGGAAACAAAAUCCAAUGUCCCAAUAAAACAACUAGCAAAACACAAACACAUACGAAGGAAGGUGGUAAAUGGUGAAACAAACAGACAGAAAAGAGGUCAACAGCAAAAUGCAAAUGUAAAAUGGAAGAAGAGAACAAAAAACAAACACACACGCGCAAUGUAUAAUUCACAAUUUGCUGCAAUACUCUCUAAGAAAUUGAACACGAAUGGCCGCACACUCCCACCAACGUUGUGUAUUGGUUUGGAAGGACAUUUGUCUAAUACAGUUAUUUGCUGCCCAUACAGAGGAUGGCACAUUAUGAUUAAUUUUCUUUUCUUUUGCCUCAUUUUAUAUGUAUAAGUUAAACAAUUUUUUUUGAGUAAAUAGUAAUUAUAUGUUUUAUAAGAUUUUUUUUUGCCUGUAACUUAUCCUCAUACACAUACACAUACAUAAUUAUAUUUUUUGUCUCUUUUCAAUCAAAAGUUGAUCAAGUAUCGAUUUUUAGUUCAUUAAGUUUUGUAUUAAAUUGAUAAACAAGUGGUGUUACACACUUCACUGUCCAAUUCCUUUGGAAAUCAAGAUCCUCUAGUGUAUGUUUGUGUUGAAAUGGUGUGUUUGUGUGAGUGUGAAUGUGCAAGUUAAAUUAUGGUUUGGUUAAAACCGACGAAACCCUAUAGCAGCGUCCUAAGGCGUAGAUACAGCAAAAUGGAUUGGAAAAACAAAAGAAAUAAGUAACCUUUUUCGGUUACAACAAACGAAUUAGAAAGCAACAAAAUUGAAAACUUCAAAUUUUUAAGAAAAACCACACACAGAAACACACCUGCCACAGCCACAGCAACAACAUUCAGAGUGUAUAACAGCAGCAGUGAAAACAACAGGAAGGCGCGGCUAAGAGAGCAACAAACAAAAAACCGCUGAUGGAGCAGCAAAACAGGAGCACACACUCACACACGGCUAUAAAUAAUUAAAAAAAAAACAACAAACACAUAUAAAUAUAAAAGUAAUAUUAAUUUGAACAUAACUAUAAAUAUUAUGAUACUAUCAAACAAAUAAAUUUUCUGUAACAUUGAAGAAAUAAUAA